This is a messenger RNA of Rodentolepis nana, 1713 nucleotides long. The record is from the annotation of a GenBank genome assembly. Lineage: Eukaryota; Metazoa; Platyhelminthes; Cestoda; Cyclophyllidea; Hymenolepididae.
AUGUCAUAUAAAAGACGCCGACCUCCACCUCGCGAGGCCAAUGAAGAGGAAAAAAGUAUAAUUAUAUGUGUCAAUCAUUGUGCGCGCGAACUCGAUGACAUUCUUCAGGGUGCAAGAAGAAAGGCUCAGGGUAAUACCAAACUUUUUGCUGACAAAACUGCUUCAUCGCUCUUUCGCGGGAUGAAGACGUAUCAAAAUAUGUACAGCAAGCUUAAACUGAAAUCAAGGAAUGCUCUCAAUCGUUUGUUGCAACGGUCACAUGAUCUAGAAGAUAUGGUUGAUGCUCGUGAUUGUAUCGAGGAAACUGAGGACUGUUGGCGGCAAUUUCUGUCUAACUUAGACAGUGAUGUACAUCGUUCAUCUUGCGAUUCCUCUGAUUCGAUAAAAAAGAUUGGCGACUUUAUUGAUCUCUCCAAGCCUAAGUUGGUUGAUUGCAGUAACUUUAGCGAAAUUACGCUCGAGCAAGUCCUUUCAAAGUUUACCAGUUCACUUCUCGUUUUCUUACCUUCUUACUUGCCUGACACUGCUGCAAGAUGCAGACAUUCCGAAAUUUCUAAAGUCAUCGCAGAUUUUUAUCAACUGAAUGCCGGUUUUGCCAUUAUAACCUGGGGUCCCGAACCGGUCGUUAAACCCUGGAGCAGUCGUCUUCUAAAACAUGUCAAAUGGCCUGUACUCUGGGAUCGAGACAACUUUUUCACCAAGUUCCUUUCCUUUAAACGUGGAUGCGCAAGGUUAUGGGCCCCAGAAAUGUUGGACUUUUGUGCUUACCAGAACUAUGCUCAUAAUCGAACAUCUGAGCCACUACCUUUGGACAUAGAUUGGAGUGAGUGGAAUUAUGUGGGUGGGGAAGUUGUCAUAGCUUCUCCAGCUGUCACGCGAAUGUUCUAUCAUCGUGAUAUGGACGCUCGGCUAAAGGCUGUAGCGAAAGCAGCUUCAGCAAGAGGCCGUAAGGAGAAGCGAGAGAGCGAGCAUGAAAAAGACUCCGGCGAUGAGGAUUUUGACCUACCUCCUUUGCCUCUUCAACCGGAUACAGCAUCUGCCCGGAUUUGCUACAUCCAUCGAGCGGAUAAUAUUGCCGAUAUGGCACUUCCUGGCAGUAUCUACCAGUCUGCUCUCACUUGCUUCGCUGUUCUUCACAAAAAAACUGAAACUGAGGUUGUUGAGGACAUUCGAACAAACAGACGCCUUGCAACUCCUCCCGAAAAUGCCAGAUUGCAAUACGAGACAGCUACAGGGCUUUACUAUGACCCGGAAACAGAGCUCCAUUAUGAUGCGCGUAGCGGGUACUUUUACGAUGCAGUGCGGAAGACUUACUACUACUGGUCAGCUGAAGAACAUCGAUAUAUUCCAGCAAAUGAGCUGGUGAAGGCACAGCAAGAGCAGGCACAUAAAGCAGCCAUUGCCGCUGCUCAAGAGGCUGCGAAGAGAGCAGUUCGGGAACAGGAGGCAGCUAGAGCAGCGGCGGCUAGAGUAUCUGCUCAAUUGGCCGCGUUGGGGGCAGACAAGGAUGAAUAUGCCAGUUAUGCGCUCUCUACUUGCCUUCUUGAUAACGAUGAUAUUACUAGUGUGCAUGCUUCCUACAGUUCUAAUAUUCAGCAGUCUCUUCAGCAGCUUGGUGGAACGCCGACCUCAUCUUACUCGUAUGCCACUUCACAGCCAUCUAAUGCAAGUGAUCUCUACCCUUCCGGUUGUCCCCCUCCCCCUGGAACUUGA